AAUUAAUUUAAAAAGCAGUGAGAAAAUGGGAAGUAUAGCAAAAUCAAAAGCUGAUUCUUGGUGUAUUAUGAUUGAUUCUUUCCAUAUAUUAUUUAAAUAAUAUUUAUCCCGUAUUUUCAACGUUUCAUCUCUAUAAAUACAGAGUCUUCUCUCCCUUUAUAUUGCAGAAGUUGAAACAUUUGAAAGAUUUUAUUUUAUUUUAUUUUAGGUCUUAAUAUAUUUUCGGUAGUAGGUGAGUAAUUAGUUUGUGGGAUUUUCUUGGUUUUGUUAUUUUCAUGAUUUAAGUUGUUUGAAUUCUCUGAUUUUUGUGGAAAUGGUGGGAGCUAACUUGAGUUGAAUUUACAGAAGUUGAAACAUUUUUGGAGGAUUAAUUAGUUGUUACAACGUAAAAGAGUGAUGGCGGUGAAGACGAAUGGAUUUGUGGAGGGAAUUUGGCCGGAGGGAUUGAGGAAGCUGCUGAUGUCGCUUGCUUCGAGUUGGGGCGAAGUGUUUGAUGUUGAGGGUUUGAAGGUGGUUCAUUUGAGUGGUGCUAUGACUAAUGUGGUGUAUAGACUUAGUUGGCCUAUUAAGAAGGUUGAUGGAGAAGAUUGUGGCGGUGGAGUGAGGACGGUUUUGGUUCGGGUUUAUGGGGAUGGGCUUGAUCUGUUUUUCAACCGGGAGGAGGAGAUUAGGACGUUCGAGUGCUUGUCGGAGCAUGGUUAUGGGCCUAAGCUCUUGGGGCAUUUCAAAGUGGGAAGAGUUGAGGAGUUCAUCUAUGCAAGGACUCUAUCAUCUGCUGAUCUCCGCAACCCGGAAACGUCUGCCCUCAUAGCAGCGAAGAUGAGGGAUUUCCACGAGCUCGAAAUGCCACCUCCAAAAGAGCCACUCCUAUGGAACAGACUGAGAAACUGGCUAUCCGAGGCCAAGAGCCUGUGCUCCCCCGGUGAUGCCAAUGAGUACAAACUACACAUCUUGGAGCAAGAAAUCACCCUGCUAGAGGAAGCCAUAUCAAUGGAUCACCAAGAAAUCGGCUUCUGCCACAACGAUAUGCAGUACGGGAACAUCAUGAUCGAUGACAACGACUCAACCAUAACUAUAAUCGAUUAUGAAUAUGCAAGCUAUAAUCCUAUAGCAUAUGACAUUGCGAAUCAUUUUUGUGAAAUGGCUGCAAAUUACCACACUGAUACACCUCACACAUUGGACUACACCAAAUAUCCAGGUGAAGAAGAGAGGAAGAGAUUCAUAAGGAAAUAUCUGAGCUCUUCAGGAAAAGAAGAAGCCAGUGAGACAUCAGUAGAUCAGCUAGCAGAUGAUGUGGAGAGAUACACUCUAGCAAACCACCUCUUCUGGGGGCUGUGGGGACUGAUCUCGGCAUAUGUGAGCCACAUUGAGUUUGAUUACAAGGAGUAUGCAAGGCAGAGGUUUGAACAAUACUGGUUGAGAAAGCCGGCAAUCUUGAAAGGCGGAGGCGGGGCCGACACGACGCAUGCAAACUCGGCAAGUGAUGUGUAGCAAGAGCCAAGAAAGUGUUCAUUCUUGAACCCCUUCUUUUUCUCAAAAAUUGUGUAUUGUAUAGUGAUACUAUAAUUUAAGUGUUCAAUCUAUACAUAUUGUGUUUAGUAGUUUUGAUAAUGAAUUGCACUUCAGAUAUUUCUAA
Molecule: messenger RNA, 1636 nt
Organism: Salvia splendens (bonfire salvia)
Lineage: Eukaryota; Viridiplantae; Streptophyta; Magnoliopsida; Lamiales; Lamiaceae
Product: probable choline kinase 1
Exons: 8
Coding region: 397-1491 (364 amino acids)
Biological process (GO): phosphatidylcholine biosynthetic process; phosphatidylethanolamine biosynthetic process
Cellular component (GO): cytoplasm
Molecular function (GO): ethanolamine kinase activity; choline kinase activity
Source: RefSeq, a predicted model, not a curated record